UAACCCUACCGCUGUUGCGCUCACUUUAACAAAGAAACGACAAGGGAACGUUGUGAUUGUGUAGGACUGCUUGCUGCGUGCUGGUAGAUAACGAAACGCGAUGGCACGUCAUCCCUACAACACCCGCCACGCCAAUCGCCAUGAAACCCCGACGACGGUGAGCGCAGUGUACCGCGGAACAACGCGACGCCGGCGUCCCCGACGGCGAAGUGGCCCUCGCUUGGUGACUCGCGCAAUCCUCGAACGCUAUGUCGCCGCCAUGCCUCGGGUGAGACCAUGGGGUAUGCCGGAACUGUUCGACCACGUACCCGAACUGGCGCCCCAGGCCGGCGCUUUGACGCACGUCAUCGACGGAUACGUCGUGCUAGAAUCGAACGAACCGUUCCCGAUCGUGGUUGAACGAAGCUCUCCGGAGUUCGGACAAGCUACCCCUCAUGUGCGGCCCGGACUGGUGGUUCCGAAUUUUCGUCCGCCAUCCGACAGCACGAAUGAUGCACCGGCUGCCGUCGACCACGUUCCGAAUCGGGAUGCGGCAGCUGCGUUAGCUCCUGCCGGAGGAGGAUCGGAAUCAGCUUUUAUCGUCGAGCAUCCUGAAGACAACGCCAAUGGUAAUGCAAGUGGUGCGAUAGGUUGGGCUUGGCAGGACAUUCCUAUAAGCUCUUGGUUUCUGUACCCUCAAUGGUAUGACAUGCCGGACGUGCAGUGACAUGCUCCACACUGUGACAUCAAAGCUUUUUGCAAUGAUGCCCGAAGACAGUGCAAGAAUCCAAGAGAAUGCACACAAGUUGCAGUGACAUUUGCUUCAGUCAUCUAGUCAGUGUCUUCAAAUUCAUUUUUGAACUUUUGUUUCGUUUCUUUUUUCACAUAUUGGGCUGCCAAGUUGGGGGUGCGAGAGUGCAGCCCUUAGUCAAGUAUAUACAGUAUUACUAGUAGUCUCAAAAAGAUAUGGACACAUUACUUGUUAUGCCCUUUGUUCCACCACACGCAAAGGAAACCAUCUUUAUGGGAAAUAAAGAAAUGUUCAACCAACUUGUUUUCCUGUUUUAAAAUUAAAAGCAGAGCACAGAAAUUUCAGCAAGCCUUAAUGUGCUGGAGUGUUCUGCAAGCUGAGCUAUUGAUCAGCAGCAAUAAAUGUGGUUCAGAUAGUCAAAAGUAAUUACCAACAUCAAUAACAGUACCUUAAUCCUAUAUAGUAAUAAACAAUGUACUUUUACAGGCUCCCUUUGAGCUUCAGCCAUUUGUUUCUUUUUGUUCUUUGUCUUGGUGUAUAGCCACAGAAGUAUUCAACAAGUGUAGGAGCAUCACAUGCACUAUAUUACAUGACCUGUGCAGAUCAAGGUGCUUCCGCAUAUCAUCCUCAGCUCGCAUGUGUUGACAUCCAUUUACCAAGCUCAAUGAAAGUAGCUACGGUGCGCUAGCCAUGUAGCCACGUAGCCAUGUCACCACCCCACCUGGGUGGUGGUUCCUGGAGACCUAGCUUGAAAUAGCAUUCAACACAUGCAGGAAGGCACCUUGAUCCUCACAUAACUCAUACACGAGCUUAUAUGGACCCACAUCUUCACAUUUUAUACUACACAACUGCCACUGAUCCUAAAAGCCUGCUAUUGUCAAGCUGAUUAGGA
Molecule: messenger RNA, 1622 nt
Organism: Dermacentor silvarum
Lineage: Eukaryota; Metazoa; Arthropoda; Arachnida; Ixodida; Ixodidae
Exons: 3
Coding region: 101-706 (201 amino acids)
Source: RefSeq, a predicted model, not a curated record